UCCUGUCUUCCUGUGUGCAAGGCGAGGGAAGAGCGGGCAGCACUGUGUUUACAUCAGAGUCUGGGGAGGCAACACAGGGAGAGGAUACAUGAGUCUGCACCCUGUGAGAAGAGGAGUUUGAGGUAAAGAAGACAGACAAGGGAUAGCUGCUGAUGUGGGGGUAAAAAGUCAGCUACUGGACAAUGAGCUGACAACAGUGAGCUUCAACACCUCAGAAUCCCGCGCCCUCUCACCUGGGUUCAACAUCAACAGCACACUUCUCAAAAUGCAUCCUAGCUGUGAACUCCAGCUGGAAAGCAAUGGAGACAUAAAUAACCAAAGUCACAAGAACGAGGAUGACUCAUGCCACACUUCCAAGUUGCCCCUUGGCUGGAUCAGAGAGGUCAGGCAGCGGAAAGCAGGAAAGACAGCAGGCAAAAUGGACGUCUACAUUACAAGUCCCCAAGGGCUGAAGUUCCGCUCAAAAGCAUCCCUGAAGGCUUUCCUCCUGAAAGAUGGAGAGGUUGACUUAGACAUAGACCUCUUUGAUUUCACUGCAUCCAAGGAUGAUGUCACCACUUCACAAGUACUCCCUGCCCAAGUGAAAGAGAGGAGAAGAAAGAAAAGACAAGCAGAUGGACAGCAGGGGACAACAGAUGUGACACAAAUACUGGAUUCGCCUCCAAAUAAAUCUAAAAAGGCUUCUUCCUCCCUGAGAAGUGAUACUAAAGACAGAGAAGUGUCGCACACUGCUGCACCUUCAACCACACAAGAUGACGACAAACUGCAGAAGAGCCCUCAGAGGCCGGGUCAGCUGAGAGAGAAGCUUCUCAGACUGGCUCCAUCUAGUAAUCAAGAAAACACUCUCACUGUUCACAAGGACGAAGAGGCAGACUCGCAGCCUUCUGUCCCGACUCUGAAAGUCGAACCUGCCACUGACAGCGAGGGCGAGGGUGAGGGUGAACGAGGUGGAGAUGACAUACACAUUCACAGCAAAGGUGACAACACGCCUAAUUCUGAACAGGAGGCUGAGGCUGACAGCCACCGAGAUGACGAACAGGAGGUGUUGUUACCUGACAUCACUGGUGAGAGCUGCACGCCGGUGAGAGAUUCCCAGAAUAUUUCCUGUCGCCUAGAGUCCAAGAGCAUGGAAGGCAAACGGAAAACAAGCCCUUACUUCAGCAGACAGCCCCUCAGAGAUGGCCUCAGCCCACCCAGGAGGAAGGCCUUCAAGAAGUGGACGCCCCCUCGCUCCCCCUACAACCUCGUACAGGAAACUCUGUUCCAUGAUCCCUGGAAGCUCCUGGUGGCCACUAUUUUUCUGAAUAAGACCAGUGGCAAGAUGGCCAUACCAGUGCUGUGGCAGUUCUUCGACCGCUAUCCGAGUCCAGAGGUGACACGUGAGGCUGACUGGAAGCCCCUGUCUGAACUUAUGAAGCCACUAGGCCUGUAUGAGCUCAGAGCCAAAACACUAAUACGCUUCUCAGAUGACUAUCUAACUAAACAGUGGCGUUACCCCAUCGAGUUGCACGGCAUUGGGAAGUACGGCAACGACUCCUACAGGAUCUUCUGUGUGGGGGAGUGGAGAGAGGUGAAACCUGAAGAUCACAUGUUAAACAAGUACCACGAGUGGCUGUGGGAGAACCAUGAAAGACUUGGAAUCUGAAACACAAUGCAUUAAGGAUUGCAAGAAGAUUUGCUGCGGCGAAGACAAGAAAAACAAUCACAUCACAUAAACAAUAAGAUCAUAUUACAGUAUUAAUAUUAUGAUUAACAGGUGUAGACUCGAGUCACGUGACUUCAAUGACUUGUGACUUCACUUGGACUUGAGCCUUUACAAAAUGUUCUUUAAAAAGCAUGCCACAAAUCAGUCAACUAACCUUCAUUUUCCAAAUCAACUAACAUUCACACUAUGCAUUCCCAGCAAGUCGACCCUUUAUCAAGUUGCAAGAGAGAGCCAUGAAGAACUCAUGUUACGUAACUGAAUGCAGGUUGGGAAAAAUGAUACCAAAGAUUAUUUCUUCAGUGUAUAAAAACUAAGUGGUGGUCAACAGAAAAAGAUUUGCAGUAUGCAAAAUGUCAGAGACACAACUUCCAGCUUUGUUUUACAUUUGAAGUUGCACCAAGAACGCAAGUUGAGGCUAACAUUAACAUAGUUAGCAAGCUAAAGCUUAGCUAACGUUAUAGCUUCAUUGAUAAAAUGGCAUUACAUGUGGUGAAGAGUGCAUUAUGACUUGGGAUUUGACUACUACUUACUUGUGACUUGCAAUACAAUGACUUGGUCCCAACUCUGUUAUUAUUAACUUGCAAUGUUAUACCUGAAUCCCUUUAAAAUUAUGCAGUGAUAUUACUUCAUCCUUCUUCUUCCUUUAAAAGUUUUACUCAAUAUUUAAUAAAAAUGUUUUAAGGGGU
Molecule: messenger RNA, 2391 nt
Organism: Epinephelus moara (kelp grouper)
Lineage: Eukaryota; Metazoa; Chordata; Actinopteri; Perciformes; Serranidae
Gene: mbd4
Product: methyl-CpG binding domain protein 4
Exons: 8
Coding region: 266-1645 (459 amino acids)
Biological process (GO): DNA repair
Cellular component (GO): nucleus
Molecular function (GO): pyrimidine-specific mismatch base pair DNA N-glycosylase activity; DNA binding
Source: RefSeq, a predicted model, not a curated record